Messenger RNA from Arabidopsis lyrata subsp. lyrata, 1545 nucleotides. RefSeq names its product acyl-CoA-binding domain-containing protein 3. The coding region runs from base 98 to 1231 and encodes 377 amino acids. Gene Ontology annotation, biological process: fatty acid metabolic process. The record is from RefSeq and is a predicted model, not a curated record. Gene Ontology annotation, molecular function: fatty-acyl-CoA binding. NCBI's taxonomy places the organism in Eukaryota, Viridiplantae, Streptophyta, Magnoliopsida, Brassicales, Brassicaceae. The transcript is spliced from 4 exons.
UCUCUUCUUUAAUUACAUUCUUUUUCCUUUUUUCCUUCUUCUUCCUCAGAGAUCCUAAGUAUCUUACUUUCCUUUUCGUCAUCUUCUUCGAUCAAUCAUGGAGUUUUUCUUUGAGAUGCUUCUCACGGCGGUUGUUGCUCUCUUGUUUUCUUUCCUUGUCGCCAAGCUGGUCUCUGUUGCCACGGUGGAGAACAGAGGAAACGAUUUGAGUUCUGAUCAAGCGGAGAAGCACGAGAUCGGUGUCGGUGUUGAGUUUGUUACGGAGGAGGUUCGUCUUGGUAUGAAGAUGGAUGCUCGUGUGCUCGAAAGCGAGAGGAAUUUCCAUGUUGUGGAGGGUAAUGUGGAACUUGUGGAUCGGUUUGAAACCGAAGCUGAUCGAGUUUAUGAUGUCGAAGAAGCUGCUACAUUAAACGCUAAAAUCCGAGGUAACCGUGAAGCUGAGUCCUCGCCUGCAGUCUCGUCGGAAAAUAAUGUGAUCGCGGAGGAGGUGAUAGUUCGUGGACAGGACGAACAGAGCGACGAGUUGAUGGUUCCAACCACGGAAGCUGAGUCCACUGCUUCUUUCUCGCCGGAAAACGUGGUAGCGGAGGAGAUUAAGAGUCAGGGACAAGAGGAAUCAACAGAAUUAGGAAGAAGUGCUUGCGUAGAAAAGGAAGAAGGUGGUGGAGAUGUCGUAGUCGCUGAAUCUGAGGAGCUUAGGGUUGAAGAGAGUAGUGAUACGGUGGAGGAGAGUGAAACUGAAGCAGAGAAUGAAGAGAAGACAGACUUGACUAUUGAAGAAGAUGAUGAUGAUGAUUGGGAAGGAAUUGAGAGGAGUGAACUUGAGAAAGCCUUUGCAGCUGCUGCAAAACUCAUGGAAGAAUCAGGGAAAGUGGAAGAAAUUGGUGCUGAAGCUAGGAUGGAGUUGUUCGGCCUUCACAAGAUCGCCACUGAAGGGUCAUGUAGGGAGACACAGCCCAUGGCCGUCAUGGUCACUGCUCGUGCCAAAUGGAAUGCCUGGCAAAAACUUGGAAACAUGAGUCAAGAAGAGGCAAUGGAGCAGUAUCUUGCACUUGUCUCAAAGGAGAUCCCUGGUUUUAUGAAUGCUGGUCAUACUGUAAGGAAGAUGUCAGAAAUGGAAACCUCUGUUGGCUCACCUCCUAAUUCAGGAUCAUUAGAAGAUCCGACCAACUUAGACACAACUAAUGUUGAUGAAUCCAGCAAAAAUGAAUUAGUUUCAGGGGAGAGGUGAAUCCAGUGUUUAAGCAGCCAAGGCAAGGCUUGGAGGGUCUCUGGGAUAACAAAGGAAAAUCUAUUCUUUUGCAUAUAAGUAUUUUUCAGUGCAUUUGGUGCAACUUGGGUCGUCGAGAGUGUAUGCAUAAUUCAUUAUCCUCACCCAAUGGUUUAGGCUUUUCAUUUGAUCCCUUUCGUUGAAGGAGUUGAAGGAAACCAAAACACUUAAUUAUAUGUAUACAUAUGUGCGCGAGGAUUGGCUGAUUUCUAGUGCAUUGAUAAUGCUAAGACCUUAUGAUUUAUGAAUCAAGCAACGGUCGUUAUAUUCUCCUA